UCUUUUAUAUCACCCCUUUCCAAAUAGGAGUAUAUUUUGAAUAUCCUGGGAAAAAGAGUUGUUGAAGCGAAGGCUUUGUGAAAACCAAAACCCUCGAUUACUCACUGUUUCCGGCGAUUACCCUAUCACGAUGCAUCAGAAUAGUGGAGCCGCCGAUUUGGCUCAGCUUCAAGCCACCAUGCAAGCAAUCGAAUUCGCUUGCACUUCUAUUCAGAUGCAUAUGAAUCCAGCAGCAGCUGAGGGAACCAUUUUGUCACUAAGCCAGUCUCCUCGGCCAUACCAGGCAUGCAAAUAUAUUCUGGAAAAUUCUCAGUUGGCAAAUGCAAGGUUUCAGGCUGCUGGAGCAAUUCGAGAUGCAGCUUUAAGAGAAUGGGCAUCCCUUGAGAUUGAUGACAAGAGGGGGUUGAUAAGCUUUUGCUUCCACUCUGCUAUACAAUAUGCUAGUUCACCUGAGGGAUAUGUUCAAGCAAAAGUUGCAUCUGUAGCUGCCCAGUUGAUAAAAAGGGGCUGGAUAGAAUUCAGUGCUGCUCAGAAGGAGACAUUUUUCCUUGAGGUGAGACAGGCGAUAGUUGGCAGCCAUGGUCUUGAUGUGCAGUUCAUUGGAUUGAACUUUCUGGAAUCCUUGGUAUCUGAAUUCUCACCUUCUACUUCAACUGCUAUGGCCCUUCCCAGGGAGUUUCAUGAGCAGUGCCGAGUCUCUUUUGAGUUAGAAUAUCUAAAGAUGUUUUACUGCUGGGCACAAGAUGCUGCUGUUAGUGUUUCCAAUAAAAUAAUUGAAUCUGAUUCUGCAAUUCCCGAAGUUAAAGUUUGUACAACAACAUUGCGUCUGAUGCUUCAGAUCCUCAACUGGGACUUCAAAUAUGAUACAAACAUGCCAGACAAUGCAAAACGAGCCAUCGAUGUUUUCUCUGGUGGAGUAAGGGAUGAUGUAAGCUCCUCUAAGAGGACCGAAUGUAACCUAGUGCAGCCUGGAUCCUCUUGGCGGGGUAUACUUGUGUCAAGUGGUCACAUUGGGUGGCUUUUGAGUUUUUAUGGAGCACUGAGGCUGAAGUUUUCAUGUGAAGAAUACUGGCUUGAUUGUCCUCUUGCAGUCUCUGCGCGAAAGCUUAUAGUGCAAUUCUGCUCCUUGUCCGGGACAAUAUUUCCAUCUGGUACUCAUACUAGUUCACCAUCAAGUUUGUGGUUACCUUUUUUUUUUGGCUACAUUAUUCCUGACUCUUGUGAUAGAUGUGGUACAUCUCUGAUUGAAGUUGAGGAUGUUUGCUCUUCAUGAUCGUCAACUCAUGUU
Molecule: messenger RNA, 1288 nt
Organism: Nicotiana tabacum (common tobacco)
Lineage: Eukaryota; Viridiplantae; Streptophyta; Magnoliopsida; Solanales; Solanaceae
Source: RefSeq, a predicted model, not a curated record